This is a messenger RNA of Xylona heveae TC161, 3194 nucleotides long. RefSeq lists its product as hypothetical. Gene Ontology annotation, biological process: nuclear inner membrane organization. NCBI's taxonomy places the organism in Eukaryota, Fungi, Ascomycota, Xylonomycetes, Xylonales, Xylonaceae. The transcript has 3 exons. Gene Ontology annotation, cellular component: mitotic spindle pole body; microtubule organizing center attachment site; nuclear inner membrane. The coding region runs from base 96 to 2900 and encodes 934 amino acids. The record is from RefSeq and is a predicted model, not a curated record.
AUUUCGGUCAGACGCCAAAACAACAAAUCACGUCGGCGUACUGCAUCCGCUGGAACUUUGAACCCACGCAGCUAGCCUGUUCUCACUGUGAUGCGAUGGUGGCAUUACUCAAGAGGCACCUUGUCUGCUUUUAUUGCGGGUCUCGAUCCGCUCAAAAACAAAAUGGCUCUGUGUCUUGCUGGCAAUGUGAAAAGUGUGAAGCGGUAAACUAUCUCGAUAAUGAAGGGAAUAUAAUGGACCCACCAGCUUCGAGCGCUGUGCCGCCACUUCGAUUCGCACACACUCUCCAUCAAGCACCGAGCCUGCCUUCGGGCGAUAAACAGGAGAAGAUUUUAUUCUGCUCGACAUGCAUCAAAAACCAGCAGCUCUUGACGCAAGCACUUGCUGAAUAUUUACCACCAUUUGACGAUCCACAAUACCCUGCUUUCGAAGCUUCCUACGACCAGUACCGCCGGAACCUAGAAGAACAAUUUCCGCAAGUAUGCGCCCGAUGCGAACCCUUGGUGCGAUCGCGAAUCAACGCAGCAGGCUAUGCAGCAAAGACGGACCACCUACGGCGGAUGAUUGAUCGCACGAAAGUAUCUGGGGGAGUGAAACGAACGAGCACAGUCAUGGGCUGGAGGGAUGUUGUGCUUGCGGCUGGAGCAUUCUGGUGGUGGACUAGUCUGACUGGUCAAUUAUUAUGGAAUGCAAGCGGCGCGUUCCCACGGGCUGGGUUAGAUGAUGGAUUGCGCUCAGAAGAAGGAGUCGCUGCACCUAUUGUUCUCUGUGCGUGGCAAGCAUGGACGGAGAAGGAACUGGCUCAGGCAUGUUUUACUGGGAUGUCAUCAAUUGCUGGGUAUUCCCUUCUUCUCAAUGUCGCGUCGCUUUGGUGGAAUAAAUGUUUGAAACAGAAGGUGCACGGCGCUCAAGGCCGGAUGGUUGGGCUUGAUGACUACUACAAGCUGCAAAUAGUUACGCUACUAGUAAGAUUAAUCGCAUGGUGGGCGCUCCAGAGCCUGGACGUGGGCCUCGACGUCCAGGGAGCGGUCCGAGGUGCCCACUGUUUUCUGCUUCUUUUCAACAUUUUGACGGCCGUCAUCUCUUUCCGGACUGUGAAGGUGGUCAGCUUGCCACCGGUGUUUACACAACACUCGCAGGAGGAGCUACUCAGGCCAGAGUCAUCGAAUGCCCGACCAGGCAGCCCCUUUGCUCUACCAUCAGAGGGAGAAAAGGGUUCCAGUGUCGUUACCCCACGUUUUCCUAUCAGCCAGCUCGGUCAACCACGAGAGCCUCAGCAAAACGAUCUGUUCGCCACGGACGUUCCAAUACCGCCACCCGAUGAUGACGCUGAUGCAAUGGACUGGACACCUUCGCAAGAAGCUUUCAAACCGAACCCUUCUCGACGACUUUCUACGCAAACUGCGGCUCCAACACCUUCCCCAUUUCAUGGAACUUUGCCUCCUGCGCCAAUGAGCGCUGCGCAAAGAUUACGCGUCUCAAACGCUCCGAUUCAAUCAUCGUUUAAAAAGACUUCACCGGAACGACAGCAAAACUUUUUCAACGCCAUAACCGGGCGUUCAGCUGAAAAUGAGCAUGAAAAAGAACGAAUGCCAAAGGGCAAAGAUAAAGGUCAAAUCGAACUUGCUCAACCCAAGUUUUUCCCUGCCUCGGAUUUUUCUGCCGAUACCGGACUUGAGGGUCUAUUCAAUGCCGCUUUCUCCCUCAAAGAUGAGCCACAUGAGGUCACUGCAUUCCGUGCUCAACAGGAGCGUGCUCAACACCAACAGCAAACCACAGGCAUUACUACAUCCCCGCAAGUACUGGGAUGUUGUUUCCUUGGGGUCUCGCUACUUGCUUGGAAGCUCGCCGGCCUUAUUCCUCUCCUAAGCGUUCAGCUUCGCCUUUCAUCCCUUACUAUCGCUAUUGGCUCCUCGGUGAGAACUUUUUAUCAAGGGCUGCAAGGAUACCGCGGCAGAACUAGCCCAACGGACUUGGGCCUUUCAGGCGUCGAAUUUCUCUGUACCUUGUUUCUCGCCAAUGCAGUUGUCACUUAUCAAAGUCACACGGAAAUGAUUGAAAUUGGCGGAACGAUACUGCUGGGAUGCAUGCUUUUGCAUGGAAUCUGGAUGCUUUCUUCGCUGCAGACGGCCCCUCCUCUCUCAGUCUCGCACAUUGAUGAGGCUGCUGAACAAACUGCUGCCCAAAAGCCUUGGCAUGCUGUGCCACAGUCUCAAAACGUACUGGGGCAAGCCCUUGAGGAAGCGCUGAAUCAGCGACACGCUUCCGCCACCCCGUCCGACACCCCUUCGAGCCACGCAAUUGAUGGCUACAAUGACUCCGAAAUCGGUAGCCCAGUUUCAUCCUCUGCGUUCUCAUCUUACGAAAAUACACCAGUGCAGCAUAAUCAGCACCAUCUACAACAGACAUUCUCCCCGUCACCUUUAUUAUCCUCCACGACAUCUGCCAGAUACGGCCAUUACAACCAAAAUGGCACCCUGCAAGGCAAUGCUGCACCACAUCUCGUCAUGACUCGCUCCCGUGCUCUCAGGUCGCAAGAGCCUGAGGUUGGGCCAGCGCCAGGAUUACAAGGACUCUCAGGUCUUUCAAUAUCUUCUGGGGCAUCCCCGUCAAAGCGAAGACUGUCAAACGAAGCAGAUGGCGGCUUUGGCUUGCUUGGAAGAGCGACAUCUCCAGUUCGCCGUGUGAACCUGCAAUCACAGGAUUAUCAUCCAGGCUUUGAACCUGAUUAUUACUCGGAUCGCGCGGCUUCACCUACUCCUUCAAUUGCUUCGACUGUGUCAACAGCAUAUCCUGUUAGUCCAUAUCUCGGUGCAAGAGAUCGAGAAGCCUCUGUUCCUGCCAUGACACCAGGAAGAAUGACUCGAUCUUCAUCUAGACGCGCCUUGGGGAGAUUUUGAUUGCUACAUUGGCAGCAUUUUACACAGCGUUUUAUAUUCUUGAUGUCAUUGACUUUGAAUCCCCCUUAUUUUUCGUUUUUCUUUUUCUUUUUCUUUUUCUAAUCAGCAUAUAGGCACGGAGUCUUUCCUUUACGAAUUAGUCAAGAUUUUUGGUAUCUAUUCUUGAUCUGAAGCGUUCAAUGUAAUGUCAAUUAUGGCGUAUAUUCCCGGGUGAUACGGCAAUGUUUCAUGUUAUUUAUGUCUUAUUCAUAUGAGCAUCAGGAGCAGCGGAGAAAGAUGAAGCAGCACGGCAAG